CAGUGUGUAGGUGUGGUUUGCUGCAGGAAGUCUGUAUUUAAGGAGGUGUUGCUGCAGACUGACUUCACUUCUUCAGCUCAGCAGCAGACCAGCUCCUCUCUCCAUAACCAACCAUGGCCUGCAAAAGUGCCCGAGAUGUGUUCCUGCGACUUUGGCUGCUUGGGAGUUCUGUCGUCUUUCUACCAGGAGCUUGUGGGUUGGAUCCCAGCCUGUGCAGUCAACAUGUGUCCUCGGACUAUUCAUCUCAAGCUUCUACAACCUGCCACAAGACAAACUCGGGCGAUACACACUACCACAAUGAUGAGGUAAUCCGGAUUGUGAUGGUGGGAAAGACCGGAGGUGGGAAGAGCGCCACAGGAAACACCAUAUUGGGAAAAAAGUCCUUUAAAUCAGAGUUCUCUGCUAAAUCUUUGACUAAAGAAUGUGAAAAAGCCUUUGGUGAAGUGGAUGGAAAAAAGGUUGCUGUCAUUGACACUCCAGGUCUGUUUGACAACAGGAUGGAUGAAGAGACGACCAGGAAAUCUAUUGCUCAGAGCAUUUCUUAUUCUGUUCCUGGACCCCAUAUCUUCCUGGUUGUCAUCAAACUGGGCAGAUUCACAGAGGAGGAAAAGCAGACAGUGAAGAAGAUUCAGGAAAUGUUUGGAGAGGGAGCAGACAGAUACAGCAUGGUUCUCUUUACCCACGGUGAUCUGCUCAACGGGAAAUCUAUUGAAGAGUUCUUGGAGGAAAGCGAAGAUCUGCAGGAACUUGUGGACAGAUGUAACGGCCAGUACCACGUCUUCAAUAAUAACCUGGAGGAUCGUUCUCAGGUCAGAGAGCUGCUCAAAAAGAUCAGACAUAUAGGAGAGAAGAACGGAGGAAGCCAUUACACAAAUGAAAUGUUCCAGGAGGCCGAGAGGGCCAUAGAGGAGGAAAAACAGAGAAUCCUAAAAAAGAGAGCAGAAGAAAUACGCAAAGAGAAAGAGGAAAUGGAGAAGAGAAUAAGGGAAAAGUAUGAGCAACAAAGAAAGGAACUGAAAGAUGACAGAGAGAGGUUGGAAAAGCUACGUGAAACUCAGCAAAGAGAAAUGGAGGAGGAAAAGAGGAGAUUUAGAAAAAGGCAGGAACGUAGGGCCAGGAGUGAAGCUGAGGACAGCCCUUUCAUAUUGAAAUUAAUGAAUGCCAUUUUUGGGCUUAUUGUAUCAGUGUUAUUCCUCUGACAUCAACUGAAUGAUGGUUUCAGAUGUUAGUGUUUUCAUUGUUUGAUUGCUUUUCUUUUACUAGAGAAAAUAAGAACAGAUAAACACAUCAUGAAUUCAUUUGAUGAAUAUACUUUAAAAUGUUUUACAGAUAAAAACUCCUGAAUAAAUUUCAUUCAUGUGCUUUUGUUGAUUAAUAAAGGAUCUGAAAGAGA
Molecule: messenger RNA, 1393 nt
Organism: Eleginops maclovinus (Patagonian blennie)
Lineage: Eukaryota; Metazoa; Chordata; Actinopteri; Perciformes; Eleginopidae
Product: GTPase IMAP family member 4-like
Exons: 3
Coding region: 114-1199 (361 amino acids)
Molecular function (GO): GTP binding
Source: RefSeq, a predicted model, not a curated record